Molecule: messenger RNA, 5223 nt
Organism: Amblyraja radiata (thorny skate)
Lineage: Eukaryota; Metazoa; Chordata; Chondrichthyes; Rajiformes; Rajidae
Product: septin-5-like
Exons: 14
Coding region: 1741-3426 (561 amino acids)
Molecular function (GO): GTP binding
Source: RefSeq, a predicted model, not a curated record
CUGGCAGCCAACUUGAAAAAGCACCUUUUAUCGCCUCUUUGCCGUCUGCCAUCCAGCCAACCCACUAUCCACGCUAGUAUCUUCCCUUUAAUACCAUGGGCUCUCAUCUUCCCUAACAGCCUGACGUGCGGCACCUUAUCGAAGGCCUUCUAAAAAAUCUUGGUAAACAACAUGUACAGCCUCCCCUCUGCCUGUCCUGCUAUUAACUUGCUCAAAGAACUCCAGCAGAUUCGUCAGGCAAGAUCUUCCCUUCAUAAACCAUGCUGACUUUGUCCUAUUUUAUCGUGAACUUCUAAGUACUGCGUAACCUCAUAGUUUAUAAUUGAUUCUAAAAUCUUACCAGCCACCAAAGUCAGGCUAACCAGCCUCUAGUUUCCGCUCUUCUCCUUGGCUCCCUUCUUGUACAGCGGGGUGAUAUUCACAACUGUCCAAUCUUCAGGAACCACUCCAGUGAUUCUUGAAAUAUCACAUCUAAUGCCUUCACAAUCUCUGAGGCCAUCUCCUUCAGAACCCUGGGGUGCAGUUUAGAUGACUUAUCCACCCUCAGACCUUUCAGUUUUCCAAGCACCUUCUCCUUAGUAAUCACCACUCCACUAACUUCCACCCACCUGACUCUCUAGGAUUGUAGACACACAACUGGUGUCUUUACUGUGAAGACUGAUGCAAAAAAGAUUCUUAAAUUCCUCUGCCAUUUCUUGAUUUCACGUAAACACCUCUGCAUCAUUCUCCAGCAGCCCCACACCCACUCUUGCCUCUUUUUUACUCUUUAUAUAUCCGGAGAAACUCUUGCUAUCCUCUUUUAUAUUAUUAGCUCGCUUACAUUCGUACUUCAACUUUUCUCUCUGUAUUGUCCUUUUAAUUACGUUUUGAUGUUCUUUAAUAGCAUCCCAAUCCUCUGGCUUCCCACUAAUCUUUGCAAUAUAUGCUUUCUCUUUUGUUUUUAUGUUGUCCUUGACCUCCCAUGUUAGCCAUGGUGGUCUUAUUCUCCCCCUGGAAUCUUUCUCCUCUUUGGAAUGAAAUGACCUGCACCUUCCGAAUUAUCCACAGAAAUUCCUGCCAUUGCUGCUCUACUGUCAUUCCUACUAAAGCCCCUUUCCAGUCAAUCUUUGCCAGCUUCUCCCUCGUGCCUCGGUAGUCCCGUUUGCUCAGCUGUAAUGCUGACACAUCCAAUUUCACCUUCUCCCUUUCCAAUUGUAGGUAAGUCCUAUCAUAUUGCAAUGAAACAGGCAUUUGAAUAGGAAAGGCAAUGAAGGAUACAGACCUAAUUUAGAAAAUUAGGAUUCGUGUAGAUGAGCAAAAUGGUUGGCACGCACAUGGUGGGCCAAAGGGCCAGUUUCUCUGCUGUACCAUCAAUGAUUCAAAGGUAGACACAAAAUGUUGAAGUAACUCAGCGGGUCAGGCAGCAUCUCUGGAAAGAAGGAACGGGGGACAUUUUGGGUCAAGACCCUUCUUCAGACUGAAAGAUUUGGCUAGAUUACUACUGCCCUGGCAAAUGAACUUAGAGUGGCAUAAGUAGAUCAGAGGCCAUUUGAUUUCUGUAGUGAUGCCAUUUCUGUAGUGAUGCCUAUUAAUUUUGCUGAAAUUCUUUGUUAUUUUGCUACCGUUUUUUAACCAGAUCACAUUACAUUUUUCUCUUUUUUGCAUAAUCCUUUCCUUUGGCCUGUUGCCUUUGUUCCACUUUUGCUGUUCUUUGUUUGCCCUGUUCCCUCUGCUUACGCUGCAUUCCCUUCCUGCACUGAGAUGGCACAAUCUGACAUGCCUCAGGCAAACUCUGAAGAUGGUGAGUCCUCUGCUCACACACACACUGAGGAUGCCAGCUGCAAUGACCACUGCACCAGGAGGACAAGCUCCACACAGACCACUGUGGGUCAGAAGCAGCUUGCACAUUUUCUGAAGGAAGACUCCGAUGACUCUGAAGUAGAAUGGAUAAUGAAGGAGAACGGCAAUGAAAAAUUCCCUGUGUGUGUUAUCCAAGGGAAUUCUCCAAUAAAUGUAAUAUACCAGGAAAACUUAGAGAUCAAACCUGGAAUAUCAGAAACGUUGAAUUCAAAUUCACCAGGAACGUCAGAUGUAGAGAGAGACCAGUUCUGGCAACAGCCAUUCCAAACGCAACGGUCCGAUGGUCUUCUAGUUACUAUUGAGUCGAUGUCACAUAACUCCACAUCCAGGCCAAAGAGUCCUUUUGGAAAAUUGGACCCGUAUGACUCGUCUGAGAUGCACGUCCCAGCAACACCCAGUCUAGAACCAAAUGGCAUAGUCAUGGGAUUAUGGAAGUACUUGUACUUUGAAGCCGUGAAUCUUUGGAAAUUGCCACCCCAGAUAGAGAAAGAGUAUGUUGGCUUUGCGACGUUACCCAACCAGGUUCAUCGCAAGUCCGUCAAGAAAGGGUUUGAUUUCACACUCUUGGUGGCAGGAGAAUCGGGCCUUGGGAAAUCAACCCUGGUCAACAGCCUUUUCCUCACUGACUUGUACAAGGCGAAGGAUUUCCUCGACACAGAAGAGAGAAUCACACAGACUGUUGAAAUCACCAAGCAUUCGGUGGAAAUUGAGGAAAAAGGAAUCCGUCUUCGGCUCACAAUUGUGGACACACCAGGAUUUGGUGAUGCGGUCAAUAACCAAGAAUGUUGGAAACCAGUUGCGGAUUACCUGGACCAACAGUUUGAGCAAUACUUCCGUGAUGAGAGUGGCCUGAACAGGAAAAAUAUUGUAGACAAUAGAGUUCACUGCUGCCUUUACUUCAUCUCUCCUUUUGGACAUGGGUUACGUCCAUUGGAUGUGGAAUUCAUGAAAGCUGUGCACGACAAGGUGAACAUUGUUCCAAUCCUUGCCAAAGCUGACACACUGACUCCCGCAGAGGUUAACAAAAUGAAGUCAAAGAUCCGUGAAGAAAUCAAAUCUUAUGGGAUCAAAAUCUAUCAAUUCCCAGACUGUGACUCUGAUGAAGAUGAUGAAUUUAAACAGCAGGAUCAGGAAUUGAAGGACAGCAUCCCAUUCACUGUGAUUGGUAGCAACACUGUGGUUGAAGCCAAAGGAAGGAGAGUUCGAGGCCGACUUUAUCCCUGGGGAAUUGUGGAAGUGGAGAAUCCAACUCACUGUGACUUUGUGAAGUUACGAAACAUGUUGAUCCGAACACACAUGCAGGACCUGAAAGAUGUGACCCGUGAUGUGCACUAUGAAAAUUACCGAGCGCAGUGCAUCCAGAGCAUGACCAGGAUGGUAGUGAAGGAGAGAAACAGGAAGAAUGGCAUGACUGAACCAAGUCUACUUCCCAGGGCCUCAACCCUGAAAUCAAGUCAAGUUCUGGCAGAUUCGGCAGCAACUGUAAUAUUGCCCAAGAAAAGAACCUACAUGCCUUCAGCCGAGCAAACUUACAAGGGAAAGUGGCACAGAUUUCCCAAUUCCCAUUGUAUCAGGUCUGACGGAUAAUGAGACGGAGAAAAUAAUCCGGGAAAAGGACGAGGAGUUGCGGCGAAUGCAAGAAAUGCUGCAGAAGAUUCAGCAACAAAUGCAUGGCCAGAAACCUGAAGGGUUGUAGCACGCUGAAGGCACUGUUUACUUCAGGGAUUCGAGAUGUUUACAGUCUUCAUCCCUGCCCUCGGGCAGGGAGACCGUUCCUACACACAAAGCUUUGGGCUUGGAGCUCUGCCUGUCUAAAUAAUUGAUUUCAAUAUUUGACAACCCACCUUUCACUGGGGAAAAAUGCAUCCAUUUUAUAAAGCACUUAAAACAGUAGGAAUCUAACCUAGGUUAAUAGCUGCAAUAAAUGUUGGGUGUUGUACUAAUUAUGAGGCAUUUUCAACAUGCUUUAAUUAUCCCAUUUUGCUUCGUUGAAAGCAGGCUUGAUCUUUCUUCACCCAUACGUUAAUACCUAUGAUCUUUCCUGGUGGUGAAAUAGUUGAUUUUACCACUAUUAUCUUCUUAGGGUUUCUAAUGCAGCUAGAAUUAUAAAAAACGCAACUGACUGAACAUUUGUGGUCAGUAUUUAAGUUGUGAAUAGAACCCAGCAGAGAUUUCCACAACAUGCAGGCAGCACAAGCUUUCUAUUCAGUGCUUUAAAUUCCAACUUAGUCCUGAGGCACUAAUAAAGUCAAGAAUCUCAUCCUCAUUUCUUUUAGAGCUUACUGGAUAAUAACUUUACUGAAAGUUUUCAAGCACCAGGAAUGCUACUGAUCUAGUGGGAAUGAGAGAGAAAUAAAUGGGAGGCGUCAAUGAAAUUCAGAACAAGGCAUUUGAAAUUAAGGUGAUGCUUGCUGGAAAUGUGAAGCACCAAAAAUCAGAAAGUAGACCAGAAUUAUUCGAAGGAAAACCAGAAAGGCAGCAGAUCGAGCAGAAUCAGUGGGCAGAGAAAUAGGUCAGGGACCGUUAUUGGAACACUAGUAUUAGAAGCCACACAAGGCCUUUGAUGGAGGUAACAGACAAUUUAAAGUAUCUCUUGAACAGAUUUUUAUUUUCUGAGGUGUUAAAAAUUAUGUGCUGUAAAAGUCACUCUUUAAAUAUCUGAAAUAUUUAUGAAUCCUUAAUAACUAUACUUGUUAUCAUAAAAUGUCCACAAAUCUUAGGGCUUGCAUUCAAGUCCUUCAACGAGACCACAUAUGGUUCAGAAAUACGGUGCUCCUUUCGUUGAAAGGUAAUCCAAGAGGUUGGGGUAGCCCAUUGCUCAGUGUGUGAUGUGGAACACCUGGUGUGACUCCCACCCCCCAUCUAUACUGGUUCAGUCCUUGGACUCUGGCAGUAGAGAAUAUGGUGGUCAGGACAGCAGGGAGGUGGUCCUAAACUGGACCUUAAAAUUGUUGUGUCGGGUGAAUGGAGCAAAGGUUUCAUUGCUUUCUCCUGCGAGGUACCUUGUGCGGUCAGGGAUUUGAUCAGGCUCACAGAUGUUAUUCCCAGCUUCAAUCUAACACCAAACUUAUGCCUGUGAAGAAUGGGCAUUUGUGUUGAAUAAUGGAGGGCAGCCACUCUCUGUGGAACAGUACUCCAGUAAAAGCCAAUAAUAUAGAGGGAACGAGGACAGCAAAAUCAGGACGAUCAAACCUCCGAACUAAAACCUAUUGCUUCAAAAGGUUUGAAUGAAAUGGUUGUAGGGUGUGGCAGAUGUUUUCACAACCAAGCACAAACUAACCAUUAGCUGGCCCCACAUGUAUGAUGAGGUCCUGUGUUUUCAAUUCAGUGUAACUUCUCUGGUAAAUUGCUACAAUUUAAAUAAAUACAGCUAUUAAAAACCCA